This is a messenger RNA of Ustilago hordei, 1872 nucleotides long. RefSeq lists its product as uncharacterized. Lineage: Eukaryota; Fungi; Basidiomycota; Ustilaginomycetes; Ustilaginales; Ustilaginaceae. The transcript has a single exon. Bases 1 to 1872 code for a protein of 623 amino acids. The record is from RefSeq and is a predicted model, not a curated record.
AUGGACAACGCUCUGCAAUCUCUAUCCAAUACGCUCGACGCCAUCAACUCGCGCCAGGCCGCUGCUCGAAGGCGCGCCAGGAAGGGCGCCGAUGUCACUCCAUUCACUUCGGCCGUCUUGAACCGCGAAGGGCUCGAGAUCUACACCUACAUCCGGGACGCCGACCCUCAGACGGAAGCGAACCUCUUCUGGUAUCCACCUCUUCCUCAGUCAGCCUCAGCAUCUCGUGCUGGACCCAGCUCGUCGACUCACGGAUCCGCCCACCUUGCACCCGGUCGUACGAAUGGCGGUGCCCACAUCAACGAGGACGCCAGUGAAGCAGAUCUCCUCCUCGCUCCUCGCUUGCCCGAACCUCGUCAUGUCGCUCCUCCUACACCGCUCCGCAACACUAAUGCUUCCAACAAGCAGACUUUCCAGUCCCAGUCUGAGCAGGGCGUCGAUCCACGCGUCUUGCUUCAAGCAGCACAGCGUCUCAAUGACACCUGCGGCAAGGGCUCCAGAACACGCAAGCACAUCAAGGGUCUUAUCAAGACGCACGCCUCGCUCAACCAAGCCAUCAAGGCUUACGAACAGCAGAUCCGUCAAAGUGAGAAUCAGCUCCGCCUCACUGCUCAAGGCAAACCCAUUGGCACUUCGCAAGUCUCCUCAACCUCGUCUGAGACGCCGCAACUCAGCAACGCCGAUGCUGCUACCGAUGAAAUCCAUGCGCACAUUUCCGAGGUGCAGGAGGCAAUUCAGAAGGAGCAACUUGAGAUCCUUGCUCUCGAAGAGAUGAUCGCAGAGUUGCGCCAGGCACGCUUUGACCGCCAGAAACAGCAACUCGAGAAGCAACAACGCGCAGAGGCUGCGGCCGAGUUGAGCAAGGUACCAUCUCAAUCAGCACAGACGUCUCGCCGAUCCAUGCUACCACGCCACUCCCUUGCCAACGCGGACCAGGCUGACGCUACUGCGCAGCACGCAGCACAACAAUCCGAUCCGGUCGCCGACGACCAAGAUCAAGAGCUGCUUGGCAGCAGAGUCGAUCUCACUCACCAAGACGAAGAGGAGCAAGUACAACAGCUUCAGCACAACCCCGAACCUCAGUAUGAAGUGCAUCAGCGACAAGAGCCCGAUGUCUCGCUUGCACGAGAGCAGCACAACUUGUCCACAACUCGAUCUUGCGACGAUACCCCUGACCUCGCUGUUCAGCAACCUCGAGAGGCAGAACCUGUCGAAUCUUUCGAGACUCAGGACAGCGUGGCAGACACAUCUGCAGUCAUCGAGCCUGUUUCCACGGCUGAAGAAGCCACCGUGGUGUCUCAACAGUCUCAACAACCGCAGCUGCUCGCAGCAAUGGGCCAGAGCUCUGAUGAGCUGCAACGCGUCACCCAGAAGGUAUGGGAGGUGUUUGGCGAUGCCUUGCGAUCCGUUGCGCCCGGACGUGAGCGCGCUGACUAUCACGAUACACUUGACCUCUUGAAAGCGCUCAUGACGGGUGGCGACAAGCCCAACGCCGGCGACUACUCGGUUGGCUCUGUCCAGACCUCUUCCACCCUCUCCACUGCUGCCAGUGAGGCUUCAGCGGCAGCUUCAGCCCAGCUGACCCCCGAGGUUCUCAUGACUGCUUUUGUCAUCUUCCAGAUGCUUGUAUCCGAGGAGCCGCAUCGUAUGAAUAUCGACCAACUCAAGCUGCGCGGUCACGAGUGGUGGUCCACCUCAGGCAUGCAGGUCUGGCUUCAUGCACGCUCGCAUGACGAAAAUCAUGUUGCCAUCCGCGCAGAAGCCUUCGAAGAUGGUCAGAACCUGGCAAGGAAAGCGACGUACGGAAUGAUCUCGAAGCAGCUCUUUGCCAUUAAGCGACAGAAAGGUGUCGGUCUCGUAGGCUUCGCUUAG